UAGUCAAUUAUUAACAUAGUUAAUUUGAUAUUGAGUUGUUAAUUCAACUGAAACUAUUUACAAUUUGCACAAUUUAAAUAAAAUUUAACAUCGAAAGAAAAAGGAAAAAUUAAAAAAAGAAGAAGAAAUUGCAUUAUAUAACGGAUAAUUAAUCAAAUAGCAGACACCAGCUCGCAGUUAAGACCUCCUUAUAAAUCUCAUGGCGUCCUCUCGUUCCACAUUCUUUUCAGUUGGAGUCCUUUAGACUUUUCCUUUGAUUAUUUCUCAUGGAGAUCCUCCUCCUUAUAUAUAAUCCAUGUAUUUUCCAAAUUUCUAUAUGUCCAUCCUCCAAGAAAAUCUCUCAUGGAUGACUCUUAUACCAAUUGCAAAUUAGUCCUCGCAGCUGUUCUAAUAUGCACCACCGUCCCCAUGGCCAUGACCAUGACACCGCGGCCUCUUAGGCUCUCCUCCGCCACCACCCUCCUUGCCCGUCUACAGCUGGAGGGCGAGUCGUCGUCCUCCAGCUCCGGUUGCUGGGAGUCUCUGUACGAGCUCCAAUCGUGCACCGGCGAAGUCAUCAUUUUCUUCGUCAAUUGCGAAACGAGGCUUGGACGUGGCUGCUGCAGUGCUAUACGCAAGAUAGAGCUUGAGUGCUGGCCUCAGCUGCUGGGUGCGCUUGGCUUUACUACUCAAGAAACCAAUAUCCUCCGCAGAUACUGCGAUGAUGCCGCUGACACCUCCGGUUCUGUUGUGCCGCCACCUCCGCCAUCAACCGUGGCUCCUAACACGACGGAAUAUGGCCAGAAUUCCCGGCCUUAAAAGAUGGUACAGGCUAUAUGUAUGCUGGCUUCUAUAUAUAUUGAAGUGUAUUUGCACACGCAUGCAUGCCUUGUAAGGUUUCAACGUGGAUAAAAUAAAUUAAGAAAAGAAAACAAGGGUUUAUUUGAAUGGAUUACAUCAUGAAUAUAUAUAUAUAUAUAUAUUUGAAGAGCAUUUUGUUUUUGAGUGUACGUUUUGCACUGAACGGCCUUGCUUCAAAGAAUUGAUGUACGGAAUAGAGAAACGGAUUACUUU
Molecule: messenger RNA, 1053 nt
Organism: Ziziphus jujuba (common jujube)
Lineage: Eukaryota; Viridiplantae; Streptophyta; Magnoliopsida; Rosales; Rhamnaceae
Product: egg cell-secreted protein 1.4
Exons: 1
Coding region: 343-798 (151 amino acids)
Biological process (GO): double fertilization forming a zygote and endosperm
Source: RefSeq, a predicted model, not a curated record